GGAGGGGACGCUGACAUCACCGCCCGGCGCUGCUCGCCGGGGCCGGGCCGGCUCCGCUCCUGCUCCCCGCUCCCCGCUUCCACCCCCCGGGGCCGGGGCAGCCUCAGAGCCCGAGCAGCCCAGCACCAGGAGGAUGAAGGGUGGAAGGAGACCUGGCUGAGAAGGGGACAGCGCGUGGGUCUGCGGUGUUUGCUCACACCACAGUGAUCCCUGAGCCAACCUCACUGAGCAUCAGUGUGGAAUUUGGGGACUGGAGGAGUCAGGGUACCCUCUCCAAGGCAACAAUCUCUUCUUCCUCGCUGCCAUUCCCUGCUGCAUCCCCUCCAUGGCCUCCUCAGAGGGGCUGCAGUACCGUGCGCUCUAUGAAUACCAGAAGGACCGGGAGGAGGACCUGGCGCUGAGCCCUGGGGACGUGCUGACUGUCAGCAGGGCUGCACUACUCUCUGCCCCCAACUACAAGGACGGGGACGAGCGCAGCCCCAAGGGCUGGCUGCACGGCCUCAACGAGCGCACCAAGGAGCGCGGACACUUCCCCGGCACCUACGUGGAGUACCUGGGCCCCGUGUGCAUCAGCACCACCAAGGCCAAGACACGGCCAUUGCCCCCGCCGCCCGCCGGGACCCCUGUGCCCGCCGGCCAGCCCUGGGGGCUCUCGGGGCAGGCAGAGCACGCCGAGCAGCCAGCCCUCCCUGAGCAGGCACUGCUGACCGUGGCCAGGCUCAUCGAGGCACUCGAAAAGCAAGGUCUCGACAGUGAGCUGCUCUACCGAUCAGAGCCUGGUGUGCUGGCUGACACUGAGCUGAAGGAGGCUCUUCUGGCAGAUGCCUCAGACGUGGAUAUGGAGGUGUACGAUGCCCAGACAUUGGCAGAGACCCUGAAGUGGUACCUGCAGGAGCUGCCAGUUCCCCUUGUCCCUCCCACACUCUGCACCGACCUGCUCUGUAUGGCUCAAGAGACCCUGAGCGUGGAGGACUGUGGGCAGCGUGCCCUAGCCCUGCUGGCAGCCCCAGCCCUGCCACAGCCCCACAUGCUGCUGCUACGGGAGCUCAUCCGGCACUUCAGCCACCUCUGCCAGGCUGCCUGCAAGAACCGGCUGUCAGCACAGCUGCUUGGGGAGCUCUUUGGGGAGCUGCUCCUCCGCCCUGCCUCCUCCAGCACUGAGGCAAACCCUGAGCUCUGUGCAAGGAUCAUUGAGUCACUCAUCAUGGCUAGCGAGACGGCCGAGGUGCCAGCAGCCCCCGCUCUUCCUCCAAAGCCCUCCAAACCAAUGACUCCAGUGAAUACGAAUGGGAUAAAGGACAAUUCCAGUUUCUCUCUGCAGGAAGCGGAGUGGUACUGGGGGGACAUCUCAAGGGAAGAAGUAAAUGACAAAUUACGAGACAUGCCAGAUGGAACAUUCCUGGUGCGUGAUGCAUCGACCAAGAUGCAGGGAGACUACACUCUGACGUUACGGAAGGGUGGCAACAAUAAACUGAUAAAGAUCUAUCAUCGGGAUGGAAAAUACGGCUUUUCUGACCCACUGACAUUUAAUUCCGUUGUGGAACUGAUUAACCACUACCGCAACGAGUCUCUUGCUCAGUACAACCCGAAGCUUGAUGUGAAGUUGAUGUAUCCAGUAUCCCGAUACCAGCAGGAUCAGUUGGUGAAAGAAGAUAAUAUAGAUGCAGUAGGUAAAAAGCUUCAAGAAUACCACGCUCAGUACCAGGAAAAGAGUAAAGAGUAUGACAAAUUGUAUGAAGAAUAUACCAGAACAUCACAGGAAAUCCAGAUGAAGAGGACUGCAAUUGAAGCGUUUAAUGAAACUAUUAAGAUAUUUGAGGAGCAGUGCCACUCACAAGAGCGAUACAGCAAAGAAUACAUUGAGCGAUUUCGCAGAGAGGGAAAUGAGAAAGAAAUUGAACGGAUUAUGAUGAACUAUGAAAAAUUAAAAUCACGCCUGGGUGAGAUCCAUGACAGUAAAAUGCGUCUGGAACAAGAUUUGAAGAAACAAGCUCUGGACAACAGGGAGACUGAUAAGAAAAUGAAUAGUAUCAAGCCUGACCUAAUUCAGCUCCGCAAAAUCAGAGAUCAGUAUCUUGUAUGGCUCAAUCACAAAGGGGUGAGGCAGAAGCGAAUAAACGACUGGCUGGGGAUCAAAAAUGAAAAUAUUGAUGACACUUAUUUUGUGAAUGAAGAAGAGGAAAACCUGCCACAUCAUGAUGAGAAAACUUGGUUUGUUGGAGAUCUCAACCGCAUCCAAGCAGAAGACUUGCUCUGUGGGAAACCUGAUGGGGCAUUUUUAAUUCGAGAGAGUAGCAAGAAAGGAUGUUAUGCUUGUUCUGUGGUAGCUGAUGGAGAAGUGAAGCACUGUGUGAUCUACAGCACUCCAAGAGGUUAUGGGUUUGCAGAACCAUAUAAUCUGUACAGCACACUUAAAGAUUUGGUUCUUCAUUACCAGCAGACAUCCCUUGUUCAACACAACGAUUCCCUCAAUGUCAGGCUUGCCUAUCCUGUCUACGCACAGAUGCCCCCUUCUCUUUGCAGAUAAAUUUUGGGGAGGAGGAAAGUGUUGGCUAUCUUGGAUUCUUUUCUACAAUUUUUAUUAGAACUUGGAGGGCAUUCUUUCUCCUUAGACUGCUUGUUUUGCACAAGAAGUGAUUCUGUGAAUGUGAAUCAAAAAGAGGCCUAGCAGCAACAAGACGACAACUUGGGUGUAGGUGUCCUGGUGCUACCUUAAAAGCUCAGCUGUGCUUUUACACUGAUACUUUUGUUUCCUUAUGAGGGGAAUAGACUCAACAAAACCCAUACAGAAAUACUGGAAGCAAAACAUUGUUUUCUGGAGAUGAUUUUUGGCCAGGCACCUUCAAUGGAACUUCUAAUUGGAGUUUGUUUUCUCUUGUUCUAGUAGAGACAAUUUGAAGCCUCUGUUUGAGGCAUCAGUAAUGUCUUUCAGUCUUAAACUCCCGAGAAACUGGGGAGGAAACUCUACCACAGCAAUUCUUCUCUGUUAAUUUUAGCAGCUUCACUGCGAUUCAGACGAACUUCCGAAGAGGGCUUGUCUUGAGGUAGCAUGGAAUUUGGUGAGAGAAGACCAAAGGAAUAACGGGAAAGCUUCAGGUUUUUAUUUAAAUGGAAAAUGCUUGUAAAGAAAAGUUGCUUUAUUUUUUUGCCAACAGUGAUGAAGUUUUGGUUUCAAUGGCACUACAGGUCUUCACUUAAAGGAAACACUUAUAACCAAAUUGAACGCACCAAAACUUUGUUGCUAGAUUGAGCACUUACGGGGAAGGUUGCGUUAGCAUCUGCACAUAAUUUCUACACCAAAACUUGAAACAAAUAAAAGGAAAAGCUAAAAUGUUGUGUGGCUUCAAAACACUAAAUUUGUCUGAUCUGAUGUAACUGCUCACUCCUCUCUUUUUUCACCCCUCCUUUCCUCCCACUCCUCAGCUUGGGACUCUGUUUUCGGUUGUUAAAGAUACGUGCUUCAGAAUGUAAACUAGAAUGAAGCUUGCACUCACACGUUGCAGUUCUCUUGCUGAACAAGACAGACUCUUGUCAUGCUUGGUUUUGAUAUAGAAGAGGCAGGUGCAAUCUCAUGCUUCUGGAUGGCUUAUUGUACCAAAUGAUUUCUUGACGAGUAGCCACUUAGGUCUGUACAGAAGUGAGCAUGCUAAUUACAAUUUUCAAGCUAGAUUCUGAACUUUCGCACCACUGCUGCCAAGCAAGAUUUUUACAGUGGUAUAAUUAAAUUCCCUCACAGUUAUUUUGGACAUUGGGCAAAACACAGGAAGGGAAGGGAGAUGUUCUCCUCAGUUAUUGCGUGUCUGGUACCAUCGCUUGGCAAAGGCUGCUGUCAAAUACUGGAGAAGGUAGUCCUGGGCUUUGUCAAGUGUAGCAAUCAUCCCAUAAAUCCCCUCCUUGGACACCAUACAAAGCAGCUUAUUUCCAUUCCCUAAGCUUCUAAAAUGAAAAAGAGCUAAGUUUGGCAAACUGAGCCAUUUGGCAUCAAAGCAUAACCGGCAAAUUAAUUGUUUAGUGUGCAACCUUGAAAGUUACUUUUGUUCCUAUUACUGGAAAUGGUUCCCUUGAAAUGCACCCAUUGUACAGGACAGGAAGCAGACAGUCAUGCAGAUCUGGGAAUGCUGUAGACCUGUUUCUGACCCUGGGGCUGAUUUCCUGUUUAAAUGUGGGUUUUCUGUAAUGCGUGGGGAGGAAUGCCAGGCCUGUUGAUAUUCAAUGUUUACACGAUAAGUAUUAUUGAACUGAAUGUUGUGAAUUUGCAAGCAGGGAAAUGACAGGUCUGAAGCACUGACAGCCCUUGCAAGGAAGGCAGUCUGGUUGCCUGGCGUGCCCGUGAGAUGUUUUAUUUUGCACUAAUGACCCUGAUGUGUCCCAGGCACUUUCUAAUCAGCCAGAGAGUGUAAUCUUCUGGCAAAGAAUUCUGCAGAUUCCACUUUUCUAAUUCAAUGAAACGUUAUGAAACUUAACCAAAGCUGGGAAACAGAGAGGAAAGUCCUUGUAAGCUGUUCUAUCAACGUGCCCCACGUCUGCGCUUGUGUUCCUUCUGUCCCACUUCCCCAAGAGAAGGAAAAAAGCUGACGUAGCCUUUGCUGUGUGUGAAAAUCUGGAGUGGAAUCCUCUGUUGUUUAUGGAUGUGGAAAUUUUUCUUUUUUAAGGGCCUUGCCCCACCUCUUGGGUAAUUAGUAGUUCUAAUCUGGUAGCUGUAGAGCCGUGUUCUCACACCUCUUGUGCAUCUGAUGUUCCCUCAGUGCUGGAUUCAGUCCAAAUGCAUUACGAGGGAAAUCAGUUUCAAAGGCACAAAUGACAGCCAGGUGCCUCAUGCCUGUGGAAAAACCUUUGCUACGGGAGUUUGUGGGCGUUUUCCAUGCCCCCUGAUCUCUGGGCUCUCCCCUUACAGUGUUACCAUUCGGAGCUGCUGAGACACAUCGUUCCCAUCGCUGUUUUUGUCCAAUGGAUGUCUGCUACCUUCUUAGAUAGCGCUUGGGCUUGCUUUUGUUUUAAAAAAGCACGGGUCUGCUUUCAGCCCACGAGUCCUGGCACGCUCUCUCAGUACUGACAGCAGCAGGGUAGAAAAGUGGGGUUGUCUGAAGUUUCCCUGUAGUGGAAUCUCACUGAUCCUGUGAGGUCUUGGUCCAGGCUCCCCCGGCCAUGCCAACGCAAACACCGUGUAAUCCCACUGGCGUCUCUGGCAGGAUCUUGGCUUUGCAGUGGUGUGAGCGAGUUCAGAUGCUGGCUCGUCUCUCUCCAAGAUCUCUUUGCUAAUCACAGGUGAUGCCUUGGCUGUGAGCGCUGUGCUCAGAGCCGAAAGCCAUCUCGAAGCAUUCUUUGAAAUUCUCUUUGGCCCGAACCUUUGGAAGAGGUCUGUGGGCAGAUCAGGGCCGUGCUGCUUGUAUUCAGCUCCUCCCUAUGUUUUGCCACUGUGUCUUUUUGUAUUUGCUUUAGGCACCUGAAGCCACGCUGCUGGCGUAAGUGCCCUGUGACCCUCACGUGCCAUUGCACAGAUUCUUUUCUCAUCAAAUUUGCACUCAUGUGGCAAGUGAAAAACUGGGUACGAACCAACUGGCACGGGGAGCUGCCACCAUCAGCUGAGCAAGGGCUUGUCCUGCUGCCUUUGUGCCCUCAGCCUGCUUCUGUUUGCUCAGCAGCAUUGGAGCGGGGAGACGAACCUUUGCAUCCAGUAGUUGUGAACUUGUGUGGCUGAGAAAUCAGAACUGGGCCAGUGAGGUACAGGAUUAAACCCUCGUACAAUGGAACAGCUGUUAAGCCUAAAACAAAUACAGGAAAUGUGAACAUAAAGGCAAAACAAAGGAACUCGAGUUCUUUUAAAGCAGUAAAAUGCAAGAAAGCUUUGGUUUCAAGAGUCAAAAUGUCAGGAGGAAGGAGGGGGAAGGUCUCACUGGUGUGGCAGCAGCCUCGUGUCGGGCUGCAGUCCGAGGAGUAUUGAUUUCAUUGACCCAUGUUGUAUUAAAUAUAUACGUAGGGUUAAAUAAAUAACUUUUGCACAGUGUUAAAUGGGGGCGGGGGGUGGGGUGGGAACGUUGAAACUCUGAUAUGCACAGUUUCUUCUAAUCUGUUUUGAAGUAUAUUUGCAGGGAUCAGGGGUGAUUCAGUAUUUUGUAUUCGGAUGGAUGGGAAAUGAGGCCGACUUCCACAGUUGCCAUUGGCCCCGUUACAUCAGCCAAGAGUGCCAUGUUUUUGAAGUUAGUAAGUUACGAUCUCUUCCCACUCGUUUCUGUACUGCUUGUGAGUAAUCUUAGCGUGGAACUAACCGACCCAGGAGCAGAGGUUCAGCUCAGGGUGUGCGGAGCAGGAGCAGCCUGUGCCCACCCCCAGCUGGGUUGUUCCACAGCCAGGGCUCCUCUUGUGUUGGGUGUUGUUGUAACUCUCAGCUGCUUUGCACCGCUGGGUGGUUGCAAUCCAGAGUGUAGAUCCAGUACAGCCUUCUGUCUCUUGCCAAAAACAAACCGCUCUUUCCACGCUCGUCUCUCUUGAUGUGGCAGAACAUCAAGAAGUUUUCCAUUUAGUGUGAUGGGCCUGAUUCUUUUCUCAUUGACACUCGUGUAAGCAAGAGUCCCACAACAGAAAGCCAUGUCCAAGAGAAGAGCUUGUACUUCAUCAUAUCUGAAUCCAAGUCAUAGCGAGGCAAAAACCAAAGUUUGUCUUUUGCAAAGCCAGGCAACUGUAAUGGGGACUGUGGAAAUGCAGGGUGGCACUUGGUGCAGCUCUGGGGAGGACAGGGAGCGAGGGCUGCGUGUCCCCGAGCCCACAUUGAGUGCAGAGUAGCUGCAGGAGCGUCACAGCUUCGGGUUGGAAAAGCCCCUUAUUUGGUACUUGAACAACCUCUCUUCUGUUUUUGAAUGUCUUGUUUAUUUUUAUUUUUGUCACACUAACAGGGAAUAAAAAUCUGAAAUGUUAGUGAGUCUCGUAUGUUUGCUGCAUUGUGCAGACAUAAAACAGGUACUGCUUGUGGGGCGGGAGGGGUGUGAGACAGGUUCAAAAUGCAGUUUGACAAAGCGUUAGGAUGAGUCAGGGGUUGUUUUGUUCAGAUCAUCUUUCAAAUCAGACUUUUGUAUGCAUAGUUUCCUUCUGUUAAUUUGCAACAUCUGCUUUUGAAUCAGCAAAGUCAAAAUACGUUCCCAAAGAACGAAGCAGGGAGGGGAGCGGGUUACACUUACUUCAACUUAGCAUGCAAACAGCCCCGAAUGGCUUUAAAAAGGGGAAGGGUCAGCAUCCCAAAGCUUUCCUGCUUGUGCUGUGGUGGAGCAGCAGCAGGUGCUGCUGUGGGAGCUCUGUCUUCAGCCGUGAAAGAAACGGGAUGCAGAGCAGAGCCACUCGAGCAGCGCGGGCCGAAAGCUUGGGGUGCUUUGUUGUCCUCUGUGCGUGCACUGCAAGAAGCAGUCAGGAAAUUAAUAGAAGUUUUGAAGGACUGCUCCUCUGCUCUGGAAGGAAACGCGGCUGCUGAUCCCUGGUUUCCUUUGGCACGGCUCGUGCUGCCAGCAGCGGGGAGUGGAGCUGCUGGCCCGAAGGAAGGCCGGCCGUACAGCUGGGCCGGCCGAUGCUGCGCGAGGAGCGCGUUCUGCUGGGGUUAGGGGAAGUUUGGCCAACAUUUUUGUGAAUCUUGCAUUCUGUGGGCAGAAAUAUUUUCCACCGAACGGGAAGGGAAAAAAUUUCUUUUGAAAUCUUUUCAAUUCCUUCCUGUUUGUUCACAGGGGCAGAAAGCACCGUGCCUGUUAACUGUUCAGACGAUGGCGGUGCUCCAGGUGCGGGCUUGGGGGCUGGCUCCAUACAACCGGUGCAGAAUUUGCAGGUUUGUUUGCUAUUGGCAUAGAGUCACCGUGCUUUAAAAUGAUGGUAUUUGUUCGGAAAUUUGCCUUUACAAAUACGUAACGUGAGCUUCAGAGAGAAAAUAUAAAUCCCAAUCAAGAGUCAGUGUUCGACACAGCAGCUUUAAUCUGACCCUUCCCCAUCGUCAGUUCCAUAUCACUUCUGUAGGGCUGGUGACUGCUUACCCCAACCCUGCAGUGCUGUCCCUGCACCAGGCCAGGGAAGGGGCUUUGGGGUUGUUUGGAUAAAGAGGAUCAUGUCCAGAGAUGGGGACAGCAGGGGCGGCCAGGCUGUUUGGGCCCCCAGGGCUUGGCUGCAGUGCAGCUGUGUGGAUGGGUUUGAGGCUGGGUUGUGUUCCUGAGUGUCAGGCAGAGAUAGUUUUGACUAAACCUGUUAAUUUUGUAUAUCUGGCUGUUAAUUGCACCACGGGAUUGUAAUGGUCUGCAUCAUCUGUGCGUGUGCGUGUGUGUGCGUGUGUAUCUGUACUGUAUGUAUAUAGAUAUAUGUAAAAUAUAUUCCCAUACGCAUCGGUAUGCAUUAGCUGUAAGUGGCACUGCCCCUGGAACUAAGGCAGAACUCACCGCUAGCACAUCCUGCUUGGGCAAAGCUGGGCUUAUUGCCACAGACGACAAGGAGCUGGUCCUCACCACCUCCGAUCCGUGCUCCUGAAGUCCCGCAGGAUGGGUUUCCUGGGGGAAGUGCCUCUGUUUGCGAGCUGAGCUGAACGCGGCUCCCAGCUGCGCUCUGGGACGCAGCACUGAAAUCCUCCGAAAGCAAAGGUGUGGGGAAGGAAACCCUCCGUGCUCCACGAGGGGCAGCGGCGCUUUGUGUGCGGGGCUGCAGCAGCAGCGCUGCUGGGUGCAGCCUUCGCUUUUAUCCUUUCUCGUUAUUAUUUGACUUGGAUUUUCUUUAAGGGAAACCGCCUCUGUUAGGAACCUGCUUCCCCAGAAGCUGUCGGCUUAUUUUCUUUCCGUAUGAAUUCCAGCAUGUAACUUUGGUACUCUUGUUUGUUCUUUGUGUAAAACCUGUUCUUCUGUCGUUUAUGGUGUAGUCAGAAAGAAAAAAAAAAAGAAAAAGAAAAAAAAAAAAGGAA
Molecule: messenger RNA, 8914 nt
Organism: Lagopus muta (rock ptarmigan)
Lineage: Eukaryota; Metazoa; Chordata; Aves; Galliformes; Phasianidae
Gene: PIK3R3
Product: phosphoinositide-3-kinase regulatory subunit 3
Exons: 16
Coding region: 326-2527 (733 amino acids)
Biological process (GO): phosphatidylinositol phosphate biosynthetic process; insulin receptor signaling pathway
Cellular component (GO): phosphatidylinositol 3-kinase complex
Molecular function (GO): protein binding; 1-phosphatidylinositol-3-kinase regulator activity
Source: RefSeq, a predicted model, not a curated record